Molecule: messenger RNA, 2415 nt
Organism: Trichomycterus rosablanca
Lineage: Eukaryota; Metazoa; Chordata; Actinopteri; Siluriformes; Trichomycteridae
Gene: hps1
Product: HPS1 biogenesis of lysosomal organelles complex 3 subunit 1
Exons: 18
Coding region: 138-2156 (672 amino acids)
Biological process (GO): vesicle-mediated transport; melanosome assembly
Cellular component (GO): BLOC-3 complex
Molecular function (GO): guanyl-nucleotide exchange factor activity
Source: RefSeq, a predicted model, not a curated record
AAAGUGCUUUCUCGCUCCCAGUUUAACUGGUGUUUACAAACUGGUGUAAAUCUUUCCGUGUAUUUUAGGGGAUAAAUGAAUCAUGUGGCGGGGCAGAAAAAGACAUUGAAGCUCGGCUGCUCUGACACACUACAGGCAUGAAGUGCCUUCUGGUGGCCACAGAAAGUGCCGAAGUCCUUUUCUUCUGGACUGAUCCUGAAUUUGAGCAGCACAUUAAAGAACAAUAUGAAACACCACAAGAGGAGGGUGGAAGGCCACCAGCCUUUGAGGAUAGCAUCAACACAUUGUUUGCCCCAAUUAUCAUCUCCUGUAGCACCAUGGUUGACCGUCUGGGUGAGGGCUACACCUCUUUCAGCACAGAGAAUGGUCACGUCUAUGCUCUACAUCAGUUUGAUGAAUGUCUGUAUAUAGCUGUGAAUGGAGACGGUGAGGAGAGUGAUGAGGAUCUGAAGAGAAAAGUUUUUGUGAUGAAGAAACUUACAGAGAUCUUGUUUGGCAUGGUGAUGCUCAGCAGCUCUCUCUUGAGGAAAGAAUUGCGCCCUCACGACAUGGAGCAGAGGAACCGUGUAUGGAAGAAACUGCAGGGACUUCUUGAAACGUACAGCCGCUUGAGAGAACAGGAUCAAAGCUUUUUAGUGGAGGCUGUGGAGAGGUUGAUCCACCCGAUGCUGUGUGAACAAUGCAUUGAGUUUCUGGAGCGGAAACUGGUGCAGCAGAUCAACAGCAGUGCUGAAAGAGCAGGAGAGGAGGUGCUGCAUGCUUUCAUCCUGGUGCACACCAAACUUUUGGCUUUCUAUUCCAGCCGUAAUGCCAGCACGCUGAGUACUUCAGACCUUCUGUCCCUGAUCAUCAUUGUGCAGGAUCUUUAUCCUAGCAGCCUCGAGCUUGAAGACACAUCUACUGAGGAGCUGGAAAGUACUUCAGCGCCUGACAUUUUCUACACUCCAGAACCUUCACCAAUUGAAAAAGACUCUGGCCAUCUUAGCAGUGACAGUCCUCCUGUCUUCCAGUUUGUGGAUCCUGACAUUCAGAUGGCAGAGGACAGUCUGCAAACUCUUCAGGUGCCGGCUCCUGACCCUAUGACCCCAACUAGAGUAUUCCUAGAAGCAGCAUCUAAGGAGGGCUUUCAUCCCAUGAUGCCUCACUCCAUGUACUGUUUACCCUUAUGGCCUGGUAUUACCCUGGUGCUGCUGACUAAGAUCCCUAACAGCCAGGUGGCCAUGUCUGUGUAUGUGUUACUGGAGGCUUUUGUUAAGCUGGAAAAGAGGCUGAGUGAAGGACUGGACGGGCCGGGGGGCUUGCGCGCUCAACCUUCAAUCCAAGAGCUCCGCAACAAAAUGGAGAAGUUCCUCAAAGUACUGGCUAGCAUGGACAUCCAGGCCCCUCAACUUCACAACGCCUGGACAGAAUUUAAGAACAAGGCUGUUACCCGAUCAGGACAGGGCAUCAAAGUCUUGGUGCUCCUGUGUCGAAACAUGAAGACUCAGCUGUGCAGUUUGUAUCGACAGUGUUUUGCAGCUGAGUGUAUGGGAAGUACCCAGCGUCUCUCCCCCACGCUCCAAGAACGAGUGCUGAACAUGGUGCAAGAAAAGCUGAUCGACUGGAAGGACUUUCUGCUGGUUAAGAGCAAGAGAAAUACAACUAUGGUCUCAUACUUAGAUGACUUUCCUGGUCUUGUGCAUUUUAUUUACGUGGAUCGUACCACAGGACAAAUGAUUGCUCCAUCUCUCAGUGUGACUGACAGUGCUGCUACAGAGCUUGGAAGCGGUCCAAUCGCUCACUUUAUAAAAAACAAGGUGUGGAGUCUGGUUGCAACGACGAGGCGUUUUUUGCAGAAAGGCUAUAGCACUGUGACGUUACGAGAUGGAGACUACUACUUCUGCUACUUCCUCUGGUUUGAGAAUGAGACAGGGUACAAGCUGGAGGUGGUUGAUAUCCCUAAACUUCCUGAUGACUUGGGUCCUAUAGGAAUGCUUGCCUGGGAUUAUUACAGGAAGCUGCUGCGCUACUACAGUAAAAAUCACCAGAAUGAGGUGGUGAAGUGUUACGAGCUGCUGACCGUGCACCUGGGCGUGAUCCCUCCUGAGUACAUCCUGCAGCACUGCAGCCAGCUGGCCCGCAAGCUGUGGGAGCCAACACGCAUUCCUCUCUUAUGAGCACUUGCUGAGUUCUGGACUCUGGAUGGUUUCAUGACACUGUCAGUAUUCACACAGCUGUUAAAAUGUGCUGCACUAAUCCACUAGGCUCCCCGUGUUGUGGCCAUAUAUUGUGUACAGAUGAUUCCUGUUCCUGAACUGCUGUCCGAUAGUAAUAAACAAAUGGUAUUUUUUUACUGUUCCUUAAUGACAUGUAAUUAAGGUUAUUUGUUUAGGUUCUGGAAAAGUCCUUUCGAAGAUUCUGAUUUAUUUAUUUUGC